GCGGCCGGCGCUCGGCUCCACACGUGGGCGCGCAAUGGAGAGCUAUCACUUAAACAACCCCACCAUGGAAGCCAGACCGAUUGUGACCUCAAAACAGAAGGUUGAAGUGGUUUGUGGUGUCCCGACCCAGGUUGUCUGCACAGCUUUCAGCAGUCACAUCUUUGUGGUGGUGACCCAGUAUGGAAAAAUGGGUACCCUGGUCUCUCUGGAGCCUAGUACGGUAGCCAAUGAUAUCUGCAAGCCUACAAUCACUACUAGAGUGCUCCUCGGGCAAGAUGAGCCCCUCAUCCAUGUCUUUGCAAAGAACCUAGUGACGUUCGUGUCUCAAGAAGCAGGAAACAGACCUAUUCUCCUGGCUUUGGCCUUGAAGGAAAAAAGUGUGGAAGGGGUGAGAGCCCUGAAGGAAGUGAUUCGGAGCUGCCAGGUGUGGUGAGACAAGGCCCUGCCUGCCCGCUGGAUAUUCCUGGGGAGAGCUCUUGAAUCAAGAAGUCAUAUCCCUUCCUCUGAAGGCACCUUUCAUUUUCUUAUGGCUUAUAGCCCAUGCAGCUGAGAGAGAAUUGUUUUCACAUCUCAGGACAAACUCAGUUUGGUUUUGAUACUAAUAUUGGGGGUGGGGAGGUGGGGGAGGGGUUUUCCAUUGGGGGCCACAGAGUUGCAUGCAUUUGAGAAUCAUAAUAGGGAAUCAUCCUGCUGGAUGGGAUCUCCUGUGUUCUGUGUAUAGCAUCAGUUGCAGGAGGAAUUUGCAAAGAGAAAACAAAGCCAUGUAGUAGUGAAUGUUCAUUUUACCCACUUUAUCACCCUUCUUAUAUAGUAAAAAUCUCAAUUGUACAAGCCCCUACAUUCCAUAACUAUGAAUGUGUAAUUAAAAGUACCCCAGAUGUAUGAACACUUGUUUGGUAAGGAUUCAUAAGUAUGUGACUCACAUUGUUCAAAUAAAUCUUUGGAAGUUAGUCUUAGCAUUACACAAAAAUUAUAAUUUUUAGGUUCCAGUUUUUCUCUUUCCCUUUUCCUAGGGCUCUUCUUUUUGUAGCCUCUGAAGAAAAUCCAAAAUUAAGUGUUCUAACUAAGAAUGGCAAUUCUAUGCAGCAAGCGUCAAACAGGAUCCAAUGGUCAUAGGCCCAGAAGGAAGCUCAGAGGCCUUUUGGUCCAGCAUCCCUUACUUGACAGAUAAGGAAACUGAAGUCCUUUGAGAUAAAGUGACCCACCGUAGGGUUUGAACCCAGGUCUUAUUGAAUCCAGAGCCUGAACCCUCUCCACUGGACUUGGCUACCUCUGGUAUUUCAUUGUCCUUAUUCCUUUUCCUCACUGAACCUUACAGAAAAACCUAGGACUCCCAGACCCUUUCUCUGUUGGUAGAGAAAGUAGUGAUAUAGAAUGGUUGUGCCCAACAGCAAGAAGUUGAAAACCAGUAAAUUGGAUCUUCAUGCAAAUUGAAAAUGUGAGUGACAGCAAUUUGCUUUUCAGUCAAAACCCAGGCUUGGUGCAAACGGAAUAAAUGCACUUAGACUGACUUCAAACCACUAUCUUCUGUUCAUAGGAAAUAAAACUUAAGACUAUAUUCCUUGAAAUAGACGGGUAAGGAGCUUUACUUUAGAGAAUUGAGAAAAUGUACCUCAUACCUUUCAUUGCAGAGAUAGGAAACUGGAGGUAUAGGAUAUUGCAUAUAGUGCCAGCUACAAUGGAUAUUUUGGUCUUGCGGAACUGGUUUCUUUCUCUUGAAAUUUUUGCCACAAGGGCAGGGUUCCCCGAGGAGGUAAGAAGGAAGAUACUCAUAAAUGAAUGUGAUAAACAAAAGGUAUUAAUAAUUUUUUAACAAUACUGGUUAGAAGUAUCUGACCUCAGUUCUGUCUUAAACUCACAAAGCAAUACGUGAAAAUAAUUUUUUCUCAGACUAAAGGCUUCCAAAAUUGUCCUGGGAUUGUCUUUGUUUUAUAAACUCUUCUAUGAUGUGAUAAGGAGGAGCACUUUAAACCAUUGGUCCAGGGGAAAAAUAAUGGCAAAUUUGCUGCAGAUGGGAACCAAGUAAAGCUAAUUAUCUCUCUUGUUGGCA
This is a messenger RNA of Trichosurus vulpecula (common brushtail), 2050 nucleotides long. RefSeq names its product proteasome assembly chaperone 3 (gene PSMG3). Gene Ontology annotation, biological process: proteasome assembly. Lineage: Eukaryota; Metazoa; Chordata; Mammalia; Diprotodontia; Phalangeridae. The record is from RefSeq and is a predicted model, not a curated record. The transcript is spliced from 3 exons. Bases 35 to 433 code for a protein of 132 amino acids.